This is a messenger RNA of Neolamprologus brichardi, 8669 nucleotides long. NCBI's taxonomy places the organism in Eukaryota, Metazoa, Chordata, Actinopteri, Cichliformes, Cichlidae. The record is from RefSeq and is a predicted model, not a curated record.
GCUCUCUGUGAUGGUGAUAAAUGUGAGGAAGGACUUAGAAUAAGAGUAUAAAUAAGAAUCAACAUAUAAGAGGGGAAGAAAGGGAGACACAAAUCUCAAAGGAGAAAAUUGGAUUAGGGAGAAAAAGCAGGGGAGACUGUCUGGGGUGGAAGGGUGACGAGAGGAGGCGUGGCAGCAGAGAGAGAGAGUGAGACGAAGAGAGAUCAAGAGAAGAGUGGAUGCAACCCACACCCUGAGAUGCUGUGCUGGCUGAGAGAGGACGAGAUGUCGGUUCAGGAGCUGCUACAGAGGGUCGAGUGUGUCAUCACUCAUGUCGAUGAGAUCAUGCAGCAGGACAUCAGGCCCCUGCUGGCCGUAGACAUCAUAGAGCAGCUUCACCGCCAGUUUGCCUCGCUAUCUGGAGGGCGAGGGAAAGAUGGUGCCCCCAUCAUCACUUUCCCAGAGUACUCAGGCUUUAGCGAAGUGCCAGAGGAAGAUUUCCUCAAUGUAGUUACUUACCUGACCAGCAUCCCCAGCCUGGAUGCUGCAAGCAUUGGCUUCAUUAUCAUCAUCGACCGGCGGAAGGACAAAUGGAGCUCAGUAAAGGCCUCUCUAUCCAGGAUCGCUGGGGCAUUCCCAGGAAAUCUUCAGUUGGUGUUGGUGCUGAGGCCAUCCAGGUUCUUCCAGAAGCAUAUAGCAGAUAUUGGGAUCAAACUACACAAGGAUGACUUCAAAAUGAAGGUACCGAUCGUGAUGCUGAACUCGCUGUCUGACCUACAUGGCUAUGUGGAUAAAAGCCAGCUGACCCGAGAGUUAGGAGGAAACCUGGAAUACAGUCACAGUCAGUGGAUACACCACCGAACAGCCAUAGAAAAUUUUGCCAUGACAGUGAAAACCACAGCCCAGAUGUUACAGAAGUUCGGGACAGACCUAGCAGAGACAGAGCUGCCCAAUGACGUCCAGUGCACCAAAGACCUCCUUACAGCACACACCGACAAACACAAUAACCUCAAGGAUGAACUGAGGCUAGCUGUGAAGCAAGGCACCACCUUGUAUAGUUGUAUAAAGGAUCAGUCAGCCAAGUCAGAGGAUCAUGAACUCAACCCUGAUGAGAUGGAAAACCAAACUACUGUGGAAAGGCUUUUGGCCCAGCUAGAUGAGACAGAAAAUGCCUUUGAACAGUUCUGGAGCAAACACCAUCUGAAACUGGAGCAGUGCCUACAGUUGCGUCACUUUGAACAGGACUUCAGAGAGGUCAAAGUGUCUCUCGACAGCUUGAUAGACAGUCUAAACAGCCUUUCAGACACUGGGGAUUGUGUGGCCAGAGUUGAAAAACUGCUCAAGGAGCUAAAAACACUGGAGGAGAAAGCUCAGGCCACACUGGAAAAGGCACAACUUCACGCACUGCAUGGUGACCAGCUGAUUCAAAGCAAUCACUAUGCUGUGGACUCCAUCAGACCCAAAUGUGUCGAGCUCCGUCGUGUCUGUGAUGACUUCAGCAAUGAGGUCAAGAAAAAGACAGAUAUUUUGUCCAAAUCUCUGCAGAUACACCAGGGCAUAGAUAAGGUUAACCAGUGGUGUGAGUCUGGGAUCUACUUGCUGGCAUCCCAGGCUGUGGAUAAGUGUCAGUCACAGGAAGGAGCAGAGUCAGCACUGACAGACAUCGAACACUUUCUGGAGUCAGCAGAAAAGAACCAACUGACUGAACUGAGGAACCUGCACAACCAGUAUGAGGUUGUCUUGUCAGAGGAUCUCAAGGGUAGUGUACUGAAGGCGCUAAAGAGACUGGAAGAUGUUCAGGAGAUGUUUGAAAAGCGGCAUCUCAGUCUGAAGAGACUGUCAGCUAAACAGACAAGGCCCAUCCAGCCUGUUGCUCCACGGCCUGAAUCCUCCCCCAAACGGCCCUCAGUGAAGAACACCCCCAGGACUGCAGGAGGCCAACAGCCUCUUGCUCGCAGAGCUUCCGAUAAUUCUAACAAACAGCAGGCUGAAGCUGAUCUCAACAAGAAGAAGAACAUAAGGAAGGCAAAGGGAGGAAUCAAGAUUGAGGUCAUGCAUGAAGAAAGCCAAGGAGGCUCCACACAUGUUGUUGUGACAAAUGAGACUGAGGAAAGUCUAUCCAACAGACGCAGGCAUAUCAUGACUGAACUAAUUGAAACAGAAAGGCUGUAUGUUGAGGAGCUGCAAAGCAUCAUGGAGGGUUAUUUUGCAGAGCUGAAUAACUCUGAGCUUAGCCACCUCAUGCCACCAUCACUGGAGAACAAAAGAGAUGUGCUGUUUGGAAACCUGCCGGAGAUAUAUGAAUUUCACAACAAGCAGAUAAAGAGUAAUGAGAUCUUCAUUAAAGGUCUGCGGGCUAACAGGCAAACAAGGAGUCUAAUUACUGGCGCAAAUUCGCACUUCACUGGGCAUGUCGAGAAAGAGAUGUUAAAAUGCAGUAACGGUGAGGGGAUGGCUGAGUUGGAGGAGGCUUUAGCCACCAUGCUGGACAUCAUUAAGUCUGUCAAUGACUCCAUGCACCAGAUAGCAAUCACUGGCUUUGAGGUGAAGGACCUGGCGAGGUUUAAGCCUAUGCAAAGGCAUCUGUUUCUGUAUGACAAGAUGCUGCUGUUCUGUAAGAAACGAGAGGAGACCACCGAUGGACAUGAAAAGACCCCGUCCUACAGCUUCAAACACUCACUCAAGAUGAGUUCUGUGGGGAUCACAGAGAAUGUCAAAGGCGACAGCAAAAAGUUUGAGGUUUGGUACAACGGCAGAGAGGAAGUUUAUAUCAUCCAGGCUCCCUCCAUGGAUGUGAAAAAUAUGUGGGUGUCAGAGAUUCGGAAAGUUCUUACAGGCCAGCUGGAAGCAUGCAGAGAAGCCAGCCAGCUCAACAUCUAUGGGGCCCCCAUGAGGAAUGUGCGGAAGAUGGCACUGAAACACUCUGAUUCAUCAAGCCCAGAGUCAGGCUUCAGGAGGUCCAACCCCAGCCCUAAUAUGAGGCAGAAGAGAGCUGACGCUUCAGCCAGCCAGUCAGGCUACUCGGCUGUUAAUGCUAGGAAGCAUUUCACCUUGCAAGGACUUUCCAACAGGAGGUCUCUUCCAGCAGAACCUGCUGCUAAAGAGGCUGAGGUCCCCCGCCGCUUCUCUCUCACUUCUUCUCUCGCUUCCUCUUCCUCCUCCUCCUUCGCUACACGGCGCACAAAAGGUCCCCUCUCUGCUAGCAUAAAGAGCAAAAGGCAUGAAAUAAAGAGUGAUCCCACUCCAUUUGGUUAUGAAGAUACAUUGCGCGGCGCUAUGGCAGCAGUCAGGAAACGUCAGAGUAUGACUAGCAGCACUUCUGCUGGUCCUGGUGGCACCUCAGCUGUCCCUAGAUCCACUUCCCAACCAGGCUGGGCCCAGCGGCGUCUUCUUUCCAUGGACACAGAGGACUUUGAGACGAUUCCCUCCAGCGCAGAGGAAUCCUCCAACUCUUCAGACGAGGAAGGCAACAAUAAAAAUGGUGACAGCAGCCGUUUCCGAGUACAGCUAACAUACGAGUCUCGUGAUCCGCAAGACCUCUCUCUGGAGACAGGUGAUCUCGUCCAGUUUGUGGAGGAAGCAAAGAAUGGAAACUGGCUAGUCAAGAACCUUUUAACAGAGAAGACAGGGUUGGUCCCAUCCAGUAUACUGCAAACAGCAUCAGAAGGAGAUAUCUUCAGUGAUCUGUGUACAGCAGCUCUCUCCGACUCUGAAAAUGAAGCCAGUACAUGGGGAGAUGUGUCUCAGGACAGCAAAUAAACAUGGAUGACCACUAUAGUUCAUUAUAUUUAACUACAAAUAUGGCUGAUGACUAUAACUGUAGGUUUUUUUUAACUGUAAUUUCCUAAGCUGGACAAUUCUAGGUUUUCUACUUGUAGCUCUUAUUAAUGAAUUUGCAAAUAUGGCCUGCUAUUGUUUUUCAAAUGUAGUUUUUUAGAAAAAAAAGCCUGCCUGAAUGCCACAGCAGGAAAGCCAUAUAAGGUUUUUAAUUCAAGGAAGUGCCAGCAUCUCUCUGUGGGAAACUGAAGCUUUCAUGGAUGCUGAACUGAAAGUUAAAUCAUUACUUUCUGUGGAGAAUGCUGGAUGCCUGGAAAUUUAAAACCUUUUCUGACCUGGAUAACCUUAGGGAAAGUGACAAUUUCCAUGUGCUGGUUGUAAGCAGGCUUUGGGAAGACGGCCUGGUUUGCUGUUACCCUGCACUGAAGCAGAACUCUUUAAGAUCAAAUUCUUACUCUGAUGCCCAAAUGUUUCAGCAUUUCAUGUUCAGAAUGUAUAUAAUUAAUUGCAAGUUGUUUUCUUUGGUUUUCUCUAUCCUAGUGGAGCAUGCACACGAAUUAUAUCAAGUAUAGAGUUGCUUCAGAGACUAUUCUGACUACUCCUAUGUUUUCACACUCGUACAGGUUCUCAACCACCAUCAUGUGUGUCCUUUGCAUGUUUUCCCUGUGUUUGCGUGGGUUAUCUCCGGAUACUCCAGCUUCCUCCCACAGUCCAAAGACAUGCAGUUAGUGAGGAUAGGUUGAUUGACAACUUAAAUUGCCCCUAGGGGUGGUUGCAGAUGUGAAUGCAAAUGGUUGUCUGUGUCUAUGUUUUAGCCCUGCGACAGAUUGGCCACCUGUCCAGGGUGUACCCUGCCUCCCGUCCUAAAACAGCUGGGAUAGGCUCCAGCCCCCCUGCGACCUUGAAACGGAUAAGCAGAAGAGAACGGAUGGGUGGAAACUUAAAAAUCUAAUAUUACAAAAUCGUCUUUGUCACUUUUAAGUUUGCUUUGUUAAGUUUCCGCAACCAUUAGACAUUAAGUAAAUUUUCCAGACACCAAGCUACUUCUGAGUGUGUGGGAAGGGUUCAUAAACCAUGUAGAUUGUUGCUGAUAUGGUUCAUCUUUUGGCGGAUUCUCCCAUCAGUGACUGUUUUCACUCGGUUAUGUAGUUUGCCUGAAAUUAUAACUUUAGGAAUUGCUGGAUUCGUUUUUUUAUUCUUUAUUUCUUUGUUUUUCCAUUUUACAAUAUUUAAUGGCACUGAGGUCAGCUUAAUUAAUAAGGAAAAGUCUGAUUUUUCCACCCCUGUGUAUAUAAACUCCUUGUGUAUAUUUAAACCUAUUUAAUAAUAGGUCAGUGAAUGGAUCUGAAUACUUUCUGAAGUAACUCUAUUGUUUCAACUUCCCCACUGUCUGUUAGACUCACAAACAACGUGUGUAAUUUGCCAAAUGGCUGGAAAUUACUCACCAAACAACCAGAGCUAGGGCUGAACACAUCGGUUUGCUGAAUGCAAUAACAUAUGUAUAUAGCCUUUAUUUUUAUGUCAUACGGGGACAGAAACUGGAAGAAAACUUGAAGUCGAUUUGUCUUCUGGUAACAAGUAAAGAACUGUGCAGAUUGUGUAUCAUUAACUGUCUAAAAACAGCUUUUUGCUCCAUGCAAAAACAAAGUUGAUGAGAGUGGUGAGAUCUAAGUGCAAAGAGAAGGCUUUAGUACUAAAAGAACUCAGCAGAACUGCAGAGUUGGGUAUUAAUUAUCUCUGGAUGUCACUAGAAGCAAACCCAUUUAAUUUACACAUAUCUGUCUCAUUGUUCAUAUAAAAUGCAUUCAUUUGUUCAGUUUUAGUUCCAAAGUCUGCUGCUGUAUCAGGGGUGCAAAAUGUGGGGGGAAAAGUCAUUCAAGAAGAAUUUCCUUUAUCAGUUAAUGAUAGCUAAUUACUCUCUAUCAGAAAAUACAUGAGAAGUAAAACAAUCAUGUUUUCCAUUUUAUGCUCUAUAUAGCUUCAAUGAAUAGCGCACAGAAGAAGUCAAAAGGCUUUUGAUGGAGAUGAAGCAUUAAUGUUUAAGGAAAUGGAAUUAUCUCUAUGAUGUGUUGAGCUGCAUGCCACCGAGAUAAAGUAAGACUCAUUUUUACAUAAUGAGAUUUUCACUACCAAUCUUGUUAAGAACAUUUCACACUUUGAUUCCCUGCAUGCCAGCUGCUAUUUAAAGACAGGACUUAUGGUAUUCAUACAUAGUUUCUGAUUUGUGUGCAUGCACUGUACAAUAGCUAGAAAAUGUGCUUUCUAAGCAAUCUAAUCCCAGAUAUGAGUUUCUGCAAGGGUGACUUCAUGCCACUGUGAGAAAGCUCAUUUUUAAAUUGAGAACAUUCCAAAUAUUGUAUUAAUUUACGCUCACAGAUUCCCUAUUGAGGAAUUCUUUUAUCUCCGUGUUUGUGUUGCCUUAACUAAUUCGUAGAAGCAUACUCAACGAGAAACCCAAUUGAUCAUAUUCCAACCUUGGAAUUUAUUGAAGGAUUUAGUUUUUCUGCUGAAUCCAAGCAAUAGUUCAGCUUUGCAACAUCUUAUUGGAUUCAUGAGAGUUGUUUGAGGUCCAGCUGAAAGUGCUUACACCGUGUUUUUGCUGCUGAGAAGUUAGCAUUUGUUCCCACCUUCAGUUUUGUAGGUGAAAUGCAUUUCUCUGACAGAUAGCACUUGUGCCCUUUCCCCCCCCAAAGUAAACUUCACUAUGUUGUGGGAAAAGUCAGGGAAGUUUGUUUUUCUUUUUUCAGGGAAAAUAUUUUUAGUAAACAGCACCAUUUUUUCUAAGGUUUCAUAAGGUGUAUAAUGUUUUUUUUUGGUGUUGUUGUUUUUUUGGAUCUGUAGACUGGACAUAGGACUUGGUGAGGGCCACGGACACAUUUGACAAAUGUAAACAAACAUCAGUGUUAGCAUAAUUUUGAGGGAUCCAUUUUAUGUAUAACUGCUGUAUUGCCGUACUCCAUUGCUCCCUCACAAGCUUUUCAACACUGUAUUGCAUUUCUACUGCUAGGAUGAAUUGUAUAGACUAGUCACUGCGGAAGCAGAACUGUAGCUGCAGAUAAAUGGCAUAUUAUAUCACAGCAAGGAUAAUGCAACACAAACGCUGCCAUUCUGUCAAAUGCUGCUGGCAUUUCACACAUGUACAUCAUCUCCCUUGGUUUGAUGCCUCUGUGAAUCAGCCAUAAAGAUAUUUGAGACUGAGAGAUAACGGUCCUUUUCUAAACAAAGAACACAUCUGGAAGUUAAAGAUGCAAAGCCAUAAGGGUGUACUCACACCUCACUGCCCCAUGCUCAUGCUGCCCUUAGCAACCUGGUCCAGUUCAUCUCAGUAUUUCAACUCAACUCUUUCCUGCUCACUCUGUGCAUCAUUCACACACACUUUUGAAAACAAUGUUUAAAGGGCAUAAUGAGGUUCGUGAUUUAAUGUAGCUUAAUAGCAAUAUUUUGGGAGUUAUGAGAAACUGCCCCCUCACAUGCCUUGCAGAUUACCUUACAUGGUGAUUUUUGCAUAAAUGUUGGAGUUCUUUCUUGGGUGUGGUUUAAUGAUCGCACUAGGUGGAAUCAAGUACUGAUUAACAUACUGCUUAAUAUAACUGACACUCUCAUUUUACUUGCACAUAUUGAUUUAAGGACUUGACUGUGUUUGACAAAGGUUGUGGUUUAGAUUAAAUAUACCUCUUCAUUAUCUGAAAUCUAUGCGUUUAAAAGAAAAUUAUGGUUACCUAGUGUGGUUAAACACGUGAAAUGGUAUUUGUAAGUAUGUAUUAUAUGUAAAUAGUUUAGAGUAAAUUCAUCUCAUAGUUGCCAUGUAUCUAUAUCAUUGUAGCACCAACAACAAAGGAAUUUUGAAUGUAUGUGUGAACUGCCAGUGUCUUUGUCAAAAUGGCAUCAUUUGACAUCCUCUGAAUGAGAACUGGCUGGAAAACGACUUAUUCGAUUUUCAUUUAGAUGGUAAAUCUUAGAAAUGGAAACAAGAAAACCAAAAGAUAUCAAACAACAAAGUCUUCAGACAAUACAUGUUAGAACAUAAGAUUGAACCUUGUUACAAACCACAAGUAAGUAGCUUUGAAGUUUAAGAUGAGCAGUGGAUGGAUAGAUGCUCAGAAGGGUUCAUGGGUGGAUGAUAAGUGAAUGGAUACAUGAGAAUUCCAAAGGAUGGAUGAGAAAAAUUGGCUUGACAGACUGCUGUGUGACGGGCGAGGCAUGGAUAGACCGAUUGCUGGUUAGAAGAGUGAAUGGACAGAUUUGACGACACUGUAAAUGGGUUAGUAUUUGCAAGAGAAAGCAAAACUAAAGUGAAGUUGAUAUGCAUUGAUAUUCUGAUUAUACAGAAAUGCAGUCCUCUUGAAUAUGCUGUAUAUUUUGUUCAUGCUAUGUUUAAAAUAUAUCUUUGCAAUGAAAAUAUUUCUCUUGUACUGCCAUUUAAGCAUAUUAUAGAAUGUAUCAAGUCUGUAUAUUGUAUCUGUCAUCUGAUGUACAUAUUGUAUUGCUUUGUUGUGAUAAUAUGCAUUUACAAUGUAAAUUUUGUCACAGUUUCAUUUCUUAUUUCAAAUAUAUUCGAUUAUUCCUAACUUAGGCUCAACACCUAGAUUGUUUUACUUCUGCUAAAAAAUGUUUCUACAUGUGCAAGAAAAGUAUAUACAAAGUCUUUUUAUAAAAACAGGAUAAUUUUGCUGCUGACAUUUCACAGAGCAAUCUCUACUUCAAUAUCUCUUGUUUUAUGCCCCCCACCCCCACCCCCCCCACCCCAUAUUCAUUGAAGAAACCAUUUUCACCCAGUAAAUUAAUGUAAUCUAUCAAGUAACACACAGCAACUUUGGUAAGCACAAACAGAAGGUUCCAAUCUAUAAAAGAAGUGGCUUUGUUUCUGAAUGGCCUCAAAAUACAUUGUUUGCAUCUGUCUUGGGAAUAAUAAA